Molecule: messenger RNA, 6469 nt
Organism: Pteronotus mesoamericanus
Lineage: Eukaryota; Metazoa; Chordata; Mammalia; Chiroptera; Mormoopidae
Gene: BTRC
Product: beta-transducin repeat containing E3 ubiquitin protein ligase
Exons: 15
Coding region: 304-2067 (587 amino acids)
Molecular function (GO): protein dimerization activity
Source: RefSeq, a predicted model, not a curated record
CUCAGCUACUUGAUUUCUGCUUUGUACCAGUGAGUUAUGUUUCGAUAAUGGUCUCCUGACUGAGUUAAAGUGGACCUAGAGAUGGCCAUGUAGUAGUUUGCAGCUUUUCUAGCAUCACAUAUUAUUAGAUGUUGAGUCAGUUACUAUAGGGAGAAGCCAGUUUUUUCUUUAAUUUUAGUUUUUUAUUUUUGACUGCUAGCUGUUGUGGCUGCUGUUUGAGAAAAGGCCAACUGGAGGAGGGUCACCAAGAAUGACACCUUAAUAACUGAAGCAGAGAAUGGAGAGUUAAGAGAUUUGUGCUCUAUGCCCAGGUCUCUGUGGCUGGGCUGCUCCAGCCUGGCGGACAGCAUGCCUUCGCUGCGAUGCCUGUAUAACCCAGGGACUGGCGCACUCACAGCUUUCCAGAAUUCCUCAGAGAGAGAAGACUGUAAUAAUGGCGAACCCCCUAGGAAGAUAAUACCAGAGAAGAAUUCACUUAGACAGACUUAUAACAGCUGUGCCAGAAUCUGCUUAAACCAAGAAACAGUAUGUCUAGCAAGCACUGCUAUGAAGACUGAAAAUUGUGUGGCCAAAACAAAACUCGCCAAUGGCACUUCCAGCAUGAUUGUGCCCAAGCAGCGGAAACUCUCGGCAAGCUAUGAGAAGGAGAAGGAACUGUGUGUCAAGUAUUUUGAGCAGUGGUCAGAGUCCGAUCAAGUGGAAUUUGUGGAACAUCUUAUAUCCCAAAUGUGUCAUUACCAACAUGGGCACAUAAACUCUUAUCUUAAACCUAUGCUGCAGAGGGAUUUCAUAACUGCUUUGCCAGCUCGGGGUUUGGAUCACAUUGCUGAGAACAUUCUGUCAUACCUGGAUGCCAAAUCUCUAUGUGCUGCUGAGCUUGUGUGCAAGGAAUGGUACCGAGUGACAUCUGAUGGCAUGUUAUGGAAAAAGCUCAUCGAGAGAAUGGUCAGGACAGAUUCUCUGUGGAGAGGCCUGGCAGAACGAAGAGGGUGGGGACAAUAUUUAUUCAAAAAUAAACCUCCUGAUGGGAAUGCUCCUCCCAACUCUUUUUACAGAGCACUUUAUCCUAAAAUUAUACAAGACAUUGAGACGAUAGAAUCUAAUUGGAGAUGUGGAAGACAUAGUUUACAGAGAAUCCACUGCCGAAGUGAAACAAGCAAAGGAGUUUACUGUUUACAGUAUGAUGAUCAAAAGAUAGUCAGCGGCCUUCGAGACAACACUAUCAAGAUCUGGGAUAAAAGCACAUUGGAAUGCAAGCGAAUUCUCACAGGCCACACGGGUUCUGUCCUGUGUCUCCAGUAUGACGAGAGGGUGAUCAUAACUGGAUCAUCGGAUUCCACGGUCAGAGUGUGGGAUGUAAAUACAGGUGAAAUGCUAAACACGUUGAUUCAUCAUUGUGAAGCAGUUCUGCACUUGCGUUUCAAUAAUGGCAUGAUGGUGACCUGCUCCAAGGACCGUUCCAUUGCUGUAUGGGAUAUGGCCUCCCCAACUGACAUCACCCUCCGGAGGGUGCUAGUCGGACACCGAGCGGCCGUCAAUGUUGUAGACUUUGACGACAAAUACAUUGUUUCUGCAUCUGGAGAUAGGACUAUAAAGGUAUGGAACACAAGUACUUGUGAAUUUGUAAGGACCUUAAAUGGACACAAACGCGGCAUCGCCUGUUUGCAGUACAGAGACAGGCUGGUCGUUAGUGGCUCAUCUGACAACACUAUCAGAUUAUGGGACAUAGAAUGUGGUGCAUGUUUACGAGUAUUAGAAGGCCAUGAGGAAUUGGUGCGCUGUAUUCGAUUUGAUAACAAGAGGAUAGUUAGUGGGGCCUAUGAUGGAAAAAUUAAAGUGUGGGAUCUUGUAGCUGCUUUGGACCCCCGGGCUCCUGCAGGGACUCUCUGUCUACGGACCCUUGUGGAGCAUUCUGGAAGAGUUUUCCGACUCCAGUUUGACGAAUUCCAGAUUGUCAGUAGUUCACAUGAUGACACAAUCCUCAUCUGGGACUUUCUAAACGAUCCAACUGCCCAAGCUGAACCCCCCCGCUCACCUUCUCGAACAUACACGUAUAUCUCCAGAUAAAUAAUCAUACACUGACCUCAUAUACUUGCCCAGGACUCAUUAAAGUUGCGGUAUUUAACGUAUCUGCCAAUACCAGGAUGAGCAACAACAGUAACAAUCAAAAUCCUACCCGCUGUCCCCGGACUAGCCGAGGAGUGGGGCUUUGAGACUCCUGUUGGGACACAGUUGGUCUGCAGUCGACUCAGGAGGGUCUGCUCAGCACAGCUGACUGCUUCCGUGCUGCUAUCCGAAGAUCCUUUAUCUUUCGUGACUGAUUGGAACUUUUAAACCUCACCUCACUUCCCCUCUUCCUUUCCCCUCUGCACCUUUUUUUUCCUCAUUUGGUUCCAGACAAAGAUGACUAUAAAUAUAUUUAGUGUUUUGCCAGAAUCUCUCUUGCUUUGCCGUUAAGCAGAAGAACUAGUUUUCCUAUGUAGCCUGCUGGGAGAGACCCACUCUUAGGGGAAAGGGGGCUACAACUUCAAGCCAGAGAGCACCCAGUGUCUCCCUGUGAACUACAAGAGUGCCCAGCGCCCGGCAAGAUCAGAGCAGCUCCACUGUGCUUAGGAGACGGCUGUUGGUACGGUCUCCAGGGCAAAGAAGAGAGACGAGAAGAAGCACAUCGGAAGAUCUGGGCCUCUCUUCUUCCAUCCCUUUUCUCUAUUUCUCUCCCCCUUCCCCCUCAUUCCCCUUCAGCCUCUCUCUCUGCUCCACUUGAAAAGUAUGAAGAGAGUGUCUUCAGUUAGCAUGAGACAAAUCAGCUAGAAAAUGCAACACUUUUCAGAAAAGUUAAAUGCUGUUCAGUCAAAAUUUCAAACAGGCUUUUGCUGCAAGUGACCCUAUAUGACAACAAUGGGUUCUCAGACAUGGUAUUUUCAUCAUCCUUGCAACUCUAUUCUCCUUUUAACACCCCUCCCCAAACAGGGGGAGGGGGUGGAGCAGAAAUUCCCUGGGCUCCAUCAAUGGUCACAUCUUUUCUGGACUCAGCAGUCUCCUGGAUUCCAUGUAGAGUGUGGAAAGGAGUUGCUGAUUGCAUUUUCUCUCAUUAACAAUUAGAUGUGUAAUAAAAAGCAUUGUACUUCAUCUUAAAUCACUGGUAAGGCUCAGCCUACAGAAAGGCUUGAAUAGCCAGAACCGGUUGGUCGGCGUGUUCUGUCUGCAUAAUAGUUCGGAUCUCUGGUUUCCUCAUCAGGGCCCGUGAGCACAAAGGCACCUGUAUCUUUGCCAAGCCCACGGUCAGAGUAGCUUAAGAGGUGGUCAGGAGUAAAACUGUAUUUCUUUUUCAUUUAGGCCAGUAAAUAGCAUUUCUCAAAAAUCAAGCUAAAUCAUCUCAACCUUGCACUGCAGAACCUUCCUUCUGCUUUUCCCAAACCCAGUAUUUGCAAAGGCAAAGCUGCCAGAGAGAGCAGAUCAGGGUGAAGUUUGGCACACAGGGUUUACUACUGGGGCAGAAACUGCCUUCUCUUUUCCUUUCCUUUCUUCCUCCUGGUCUUAUUUUACUCUCCACUCUCCCCAACCAGUAAAAUUUCUCUGGGAGUUGGUGAAUAACAUAAACAAAAGGACCUCAGCAAGGGCCGGGCUGACCAGGCCAUUGAAAGGCAGCCGCAUGGGCUUCAGGUGCAGGGCACAUGUGCCACGCAAACUGGGAGCGCAGAGAAUGCCAUCAGCGUGUGCCUAGCUUGUUUCUCGGGGCGGGAGCGGCCCUGCCCCAGCCAUUUCUGGAGGCACGGGCAUGCCCAUCACAAUCCCCAAGGCCACGGCGCAGUCUUGCGUUUCCCUUGGAAGCUGAGCUGCCAGGCCUAUUUCCAUUCCUGAUCAAAGCAGUUGAGUGAAAGAAAGCCCCUUUUUAACCAGCUGCUGUAAAACCGUCAGAAUGGGAGCCACUUGCAAGUAACCUCAAGGCCAGGCCACCUUUAUUUUGGCAAUGGCGAAGGCAGAGAAAGCCAUCUUCACUGUUCCCUCUGAUUUGCAAAAAGGUGUCCUCUUCCCAAAAUAUGCCCAGACUGAAUGUUGUUAUUACAUAUUAAGAGGCAGGUAUGCAUAUGCAUUUUUCCUUUUCUGCUUUAUGAGUGCUUUUAAGCUUUUAGUUCCAGGUUAUGUUCAAAACGUAUUUCCCAAUGUAAUGAUACAUUACAUUGCCUAGGAAAUAUUUUCUGAAUAUCCCUUCCUAACUACCCAAAUGCUACAGAGAAAUGUUUCCUAUCUAGUUACAUAUCAUGGUUCCUUGUCCAUUGUGUUUACUAUUAAUGCCUUUUUGAUUGGUUGACGAUUUUGCUACAGAUGUAUCAGAGGACCAUCAGCCCUGAAAAACACACAGGUCAGGCAUUAAAGAGGCAUGGAUUGUAAGCUGUUUUAAAAUAUUGUCCAAUAGCCAUAACUUACUAGCCCUUCUGUUACAUGCUGCUGUUCUAAAGUGAGAGCUGUUGAAUAUUCAUUGGUGCCUGGGGUUUUGCUCUCCCAUCUAGGUUUGAAGGUAUAUUGUUUCUAAGACUGUUCUGAAGCUUGUCCAGUACAUCAUAAAUGAGAUUGAGGUGGGCCCUGCAGUCUGGAGCCAUUAGCUCCAUGGAGGAUAUUCCCCAAGUUGUCCUCUGCUGCUGAUGGAAAUGGGAAUGAAGUUAAGUGGUCUGAAAAACUUGAGUCAGUCACAUUUCUCAGCUCUGGGGGUCAUUUACCAGUUCAUUGUAGAAGAAAUAAUCAGGUAAGUAGAAGUUCAUUUCCAGAGAAGGUAAACCCCACUUACCAUCUCUGCAUGAUUUCAGUAGGAAUUGAUUAUCACUAAUCCCCAACUGGGCUAGAAUAAAUGUAAAGUUUGACCUUUUUAAAAACGAGAAACAAAGAAAGUCUCAACAUAUAAAGGAAUGGUAGAAAAGGAGCUGAAGGUGUCUCUGGGCUCCGAAAUGAAAUGUCUCCAUUGUAGAUUAGUCUCUUCUCACUAAAAUUCCGACGUAGGCCUGACCUGAAAGAAAUGUUCCUUAAGGCUAGGGGGAAGCCCCUUCAGAGGUGGACAAGGGGAGUGUGCGUGCACCCACACCCGGGAGCUCCGUGGGCGCAUGUGAGCUCUCUGUUCUCGCCGGGGCUGCUUGGACAGAGCCAGCAUGCCUUGCCACACGUGUGUGUUUCUGCUGCUGAGAACACCCUUUUACUUAAGUGCAGUUUGAAAGUAGACAUGUGUUGUGAAUGGGAAGCCUUUUACAUUUGUCCCUUGGCAAAAUUCUGGUGACUCUUCACCAGAAGCUUUAGAGACAGGUACUCCCUGGAACUCUGUUGACAGACUGUAAAGUCUGGUCCUCAUAAUUUGUUUCUGAACUGGAAAAGACACCGGACUCCUAAAUCAUUCUGUGUUCUGCUUGAGUAAGAAAAAUCCUCUUUUAUUUUUCUUUUGUAAAAUCAAAAGCUGAAAAGAAAAUGUGCACUCUUACCUUUUACCAUCUCUUGGUACCCAUUGGUCUGAACCACUGGGGCUGGCCUCCUCCUUGCUUAGUGCUUAACUGUGUGUAGAAGCAAAGGGCUCAGGGGGGUAGGGGUGGGGCAUAUUGGAAAUGACGAGGACAAUUUUUUCUUUCCUAGAAUUGUUAACCUUGGUGUCCUCCAUUUACCUUAGAUGGUAAUACCUUCCUGCCGGAAGUGCCGGCCUGAGGGCCUGGGCUACAAGCUUGAUUAUGGAGGAACCCAAGGCACUUUGAGGGAGAAAAAAGGGUACUUAGAUAUCUACUACCUGUGACCCUCACAUGCUUGAUGGUCACGUUUACCACCUUAAUCCACAUUUCGAUCUCCUUCCCCAUUUGGACAAGUCCAGCAGACUUUCCAGGAGGUGAAGAACAUGAAAAGGUGACCUUGCUCCUCCUGGCCUUCUCUUCCCUCCUGGAAUGAUCCUCACUUCUGACGUGGGCACCCAGAGCCUGCGGGCUGAGUCCUUCUCCCUGGGCUUCGUCCACGCAGCCGCUACUCGGGAGGACGGCUGAGUUUUGCUUCUUGUUUUUACCCGUAGUUCAUUUGUGACUUCGAUAUCCUUGGAACUAAGGAGAGAAACAAAAAAAACUUGAUCAUGGCAACCUGGUGGCACUUAAUGCCACCUUCCUGAAACCUCUUCUGUUGGAAGUUGAGUACCUGCGUUUAGGUAUUAAAAUUUCCUGGAGACAGGCGACAUCUAAAACUAUGUGCUCCAUGGCCCACCCAUCUGGCUCUCUCAGCUCCUGAUGGGUUCGGUGUGCGUUUAAGGAUAAGUACAGUAAAUGGCAUUAUAAAGCAAUACUUCCCCUCUGUCCCUUUCCUUCUUGGACACUGAAUGAAAAGACCAACGUGGAGGGUUAGACCUCUGGGUACCAAGAAAACUAACACCUUCCCCGAUCAUUGAUCACUCAAGCCCAACCCAGACUGUUCUGAGGGACGUUCACUGGACUCCAGCCGUGGGACAGGCCUGGCA